GUUGGUUGAAGAAGAAGAGCUAUGCACUGCAAAAGUACUUAUUGCAGUCAUGCAUUUUUAGUAUCACAAAUCUAGUUGCUAAGGCAAAUCCGCAUUACAAUUGCCUUUGUAAUGCUGAGUCAAUUUGUAAUGCAAUUUACGCUAGGACUAGUUGUGCGAUAGUACAACUUUUGCAAUGCAUGAGAGCGCGACGACGAGGUGGUGUACUACGGAUUGGGCGUCACCGCCCACGGCGCAUCCCAUUCCGCGUCCAGGAUAAGCAAGAGGGUGAGUACGAACUCGCGCAUGGGGAUAUGCAUUGGAACAUUGUCCGGGUCUGGAAAAUCGAAACUUGUGAUGCUGGUCUUACAUUCGUGUGAAAUCUGUGAUGUUGCAUGACCAACAAAAGUCGCGGCCUCUUUUGUUACUUAUACAAAAACGCAGGUCUUUGUCAUGCGGGCUGCGUAUGAGCAAGCGUUCCGCAGACUUGUCAUGCUUGGCUGCAUUCGGAAGCGUUCUCAUCAUCCACAUUUCAGCAUCACAAAUUUACAGACCCAGACAUAGUUGCAGUUGAUACGGGAGCUCCCGCGACGAUUCGAACUCCUCAAGCAGGAAAGUCUCGGGGACCGGGCAGGGAGGUACUUGUACGUAAAAGGCUUUCUGUUUCUUCUACAGAGGCAUUGUACUAAAAGGUUCUUUGACUUUGUCAUGCGUAGCAACAGUAAGUGAGAUACUAUGGCUACGCAAAGAGAAAGACCUAGUGCUGCAGCUUCUCAGGCUAUAAAAGUCUCGUCCCACAUGAACAUGAUGAACAUGUUAAUGUUUGUGACAGAGAAACCGAACCCGAUCUUUUAUUUUAUCAGAAACAAGUGCCGCGACGACCCGGAACUCAACGUCAAACGCACUUUAUGCAAUGCAAAUAUGAUGUCUGGGUCGGGAAGGUUCUAAACUUGUGGUGCAGUAGUUUCUGGAUUCUGAAAAAAUUUGUAUGGCAACAUGAUUAAUAGCAAGAGGCAGGACUCCAGUUUGUGCUAGGCGGAGAGGGCAUUUCUCAUGCUUUAGAGGCAUGGCGUUGGCGAAAGCCUCUAAAAAUCUGAUGUGAUGCUAGGGCAUGCAUCACAGACAUCAGGGGCCAUGCAAAAUGUGCUGGUAAUCUUCCGGACCCAGACAUAUUUGCAUUGCAUACAUUUUCCCCAAACAAGCCGGAGCGGUCCCCGGUUCCGAGCAAAAGCUCGCCGGCGAUGGUGCUGACGCCCAGAACGCAUAUGCAUGGCAAAAGUAUCGCACUCGUAUUCAUGAUCGCGGUCAUGCAUCACAAAAACAAAUCUCAAUCCCAAGGUAGAUCAGCAGGACAAAUUCCAUCUUUUAUGCUGAGCUAAUUUCCAAUGCGACUAGUACUACUAGUCCUAGUAGUGGGAUAUUACUUUUGCAAUGCAUAACGCAGCUGCUGCAGCAACAGGCACUUAAUACGGGUGACCAGAAUGCGUAUCAAAAUAUGGCAUUCUCAAACGUUACAUUCUCAACUGUUACAUGCGUUUGUGAUGCAAGAACAGCAACAGUGAAAUCGUCAAGCUUGCAACUCUCGCAUCACAAAUUUCGAACAGAUUUUAAUGCUGUUUAGCCCUUCCAGAAUUUGCCAUGCGAAGUAACCUUGGUCGUCUGGCGGCUUAUGGCACUUUUGCAUGACAAAUCAUGUAACAUUUGAGAAUGUAACAGUUGAGAACGCCAUACAAAACCUACCGAACACCGUGAACCAGCAGCCCAGCACCUCGGCGUCGCUAGCUGCGGGAGAAUAUGCAUUGCAAAAGGAUUUCUUCGUAUGAAGUAGGAACUGCAUGACAAAUGAAUUUGAUAAGAAAUCAAGUUUGUAGUGCUGAUUUCGCUACACGAAAGGAAUUUCUAUUGCAGUAAAGCAAAGGCAAUCUCUACGAUAGUACCUUUGCGCUGCAUACGGAACUAGUGCAUUCAACUUUGCUGCCGACCUCCUCCCAGCAAAUUGUCGCACCGGGAGGUACUAGUGCAUCAGCCGCAUCAGGAAUGGGCAAUAGCAAGACAAAUCCCGCUCACGCCUCCCAGUCUUCCAGUAAGGAAAGCGCGAGCGGACAGUCGAAGCUAUCCAGCAGCAUUGGCGGGAACAUCAACUCCCGACAGCAAUACAACCUGUUCGCGCCGAGCGGCGUUCUUGCAGGUGAAAGUGGCGGAGGUGCAGGAUCAUUAUUUAGCACUUCGUACACAAUGACUCCAACAGCAGCAGGGCUAAACCACGCAGGGGCAUCAACAGCUUCGGAUCUGAAUCUGGAACUGCUGCGCUUUUCUCCGGCGAAGUGUCACGAAAUCUGGUUGAAGGAAAACCAAGUAGCUCUCGCCACCGGUUGUACUAGUAGUUCCAGUGCCACGACAUUGGUGACUUCGGCUGGUGCAAUGUUGAAUAAAGCAACUGCAGUUGUCGCAGCAGGCGGAAAUGCAAGUGCAACAGCCGCUGCUGCGUCUUCAACUUCAUCCCAAACUACAGCACAAGAAGUGCGGCAGCUGCUGCAGCUACACAGCAGUAGUUCAAGUUGUAGCCAUUUGGCAAGUACUGGCACUGGUACUACUGGCGGCUCGAAGAUGAACACCACCAUUCUCACGCAACAGAAAAAGUCGUCGAGUAAACAGCAGCCGAAGCUGCUAAGCCAGGUGUUGCAAGAAGUGAAUAUCUCCUUUUCCGAGUGUCAACUGGUGCAGUGGGACGCCGUGUAUGCGGUGGCCGAUUUGCUGGAGAGUGAGAAUUAUCAAAUGUAAAAAUGUCGGUCUGGAAGAAUUCGAACUUGUGAUGCUGCAUUUGGAUUCUAAAAAAAUCUGUAUUGCAUGACCAGCAAAGGGAGUGCAAUUUUGGCUACGCGGCGAGGGCAUUUGUCAUGCGGAAUAGGGAUCACGAAGCCCUCAAAAAGUCUGUGAUGCUAGGGCAUGCAUCACAGACAUCGUGGCCUAUGCAAAACGUGCAUGACAACUUUCAGAAUCUUCCAGACCCAGACAUUUUUACAUUUGAUAAGAAUUUGAACUUUCUCGCAACCGACAAUCUGCGAACGUUUCUUUCCGGACAACAGCAAGCUGCGAGUCUCGCGCAGCACGAUACAGCAGCUUCAGCGAACCCAGGAGCACCGACCUACACCUUGGAAGACUUCUGUUCCUGGUACCACUCUCUUGCCGCGAAGCCGUACCAGCGCGUCGCGAAAUUUUGGCGGUUUUACCAGGAGAAACAGCAGGCAGGCGGGAACAACGUCGGCCUGAUCAAUAACAUCGGAGGAGGUGCGGGGACGAUCUUGCCGGGCGGGGCAGGUGGAGCGACGAACAGCAAUCUUCCUCUCGGCGGCGGGGGCAUGUUGAGCGGAGCUGGGGGCGUCGGCGGUUUUUUUUCCAGCGCUUUUGGCGGCGGCGGGGGAGGAGGGAAGGGAGGUGCAACUAUUACUACUACUACAUCGGGGCCAGCUGCAGCAGCAGCGGCAAGUACAAAUAUAACCACGACUACAACAACAGCUCCUCCAGCUCCAGGCGGGACCACCACCACCGCUGCUGCACCAAAGCCGCCAGCAACUCCCGCUGCUGCGCCAGUACCUGCGGCUGCUACUCCGAAGGCGGCCCCGCCGGCCCCUAGCAGUGCUGCGUCCUCCGCGAAUACAGUUGUUGCGCGGGAAGAAAACAAAAUCACAUCGGCAACAGCUCCUGUGGCACUUAUUUCUGCGGAAGAAGGGGACGAGCUACAUGAUGACAAGCAGCCGCCGUCCCUGGGCUUGCUGGCUGUGACGUCGACUAGUAGCGUCCGGGACACGGUGAUGGUAGAGGAUGACGAAGUUGGAACGAUGCAGUCGCCGGAAGCGAUGAACUUACGCAGUUCAAUAUCCCACAAAAACAUGUAUAAAGUGUUGCAGUUCUUUAGUACACAUUUUCUGUUUAAAUAAAAACUUCAGCAACGCAGACAGUCUCUGCAUGACCGAAAGAAAAGGGAUUUUUACAGGGAUGGCCACAUCUAUCAAUCCUGGGAAUAAAAGACGUAUGAAACUGGGUCACUGAAGAGCAUGAUGCCCGGUACUAGCAUGACAGAACUUGAUGUGUGUCUUGCUCCACUACUUGUGCAGUGCAAGACAGUGUGUACUACUCAAAAAAUGCAAGAACACUUGAAGCUUUUUGAUAUGAUACUGCGUCCUCGAGAAUUCAGACUCUUUCGGCGAGUCCGAAGCCGACGAGUAUGCAUUGCAAAAGCAUCGUACUAGUAUAAAUUGCAAUACAAAUUUGCGCAGCAUUACAAAUUGAAUUUGUGAUGCGGAUUUGCCUUUAGGAAAAGAUUUGUAAUGCAUAAAAGCAAUUAGUACGAGUGCGAUACUUUUGCACAGGAUAACGAGCACCUGCCAGUGAUCAACAAAGUGCCGUCCAGCUAUCAAAUGGAAAUAUGUCUGGGUCCGGAAGGAUGCAAGGUUUGCCAUGCACAUUUUGCAUGACCCCUGAUGUCUGUGAUGCAUGCCCUAGCAUCACAGAUUUUGUGAGGGCUUUCUGAUGCCUAUACCGCUUGAGAAAUGCCCUCUUGCCGUCGCAAAAACUGGAGCUUUUUUGCUGUUCAUGCAAUACAGAUUUUUGUAAAAUCCAAACGCAGCAUCACAAGUUGCAUCCUUCCAGACCCAGACACUUUUGCAUUUGAUACCAGCCGGGAUACCACGAUUCGGGAUUCCAUCGAGGGAUAGAAGAUUUAACGAGAAAGAUAAGUGAUGCGGAAAACGGUAGCCAUCGCCUGUUGGUAAUAGUACGCUACGUACAAAUUCGAAAAUGCAUAAUAUAUCUCGCAGAACGACAACACGAUUACAUCAGUAGACCACAAAAAAAAUCAUAGUCCACAGUAUCGCUCAAAGAAAAGGAAAAGGAAAAGUUGAGAGACCGUUUACUUUCGUCGAUAAUGUGCUCCAUUUUUUCAGUAAAGAACCUAUGAAGUGUUUAUGCUAGGAUAAGUGAUUCACGAAAACAAGCUCUCGAGCGGUGGAAAACUGCUCAAAAGAGAAACGUACUGGAAGCUCGUUGUGAAGAAAUAAACGUCCUUGCUUCAUUACAGGAAAAAAAAAAGUUUUUCAAGACGUUGCAGCUUUUACCCACGAAGACGAAUAAAAGCGGAAGCAAAUUCCUCACGAUUGGUGUCGAUUUAGUACUAGGUUUCGAAGCGUUUCACCGAUAGAACAUUAUGGCAUGAUAGCAAGAUGAUUAUUCCACUUUGGUGCACCGACCUGUACAAUGUGAUGAAAGAGAAACCAGUUUACUUUAUAUAUUUCCAUGAUUGCACCACACGAAAAGGAAAAAGUAAACCGAAAGCGAAGUGAGGAAACACACAUGGAAAAGGGGAGCCGAUACAAUACCUUUGUUUGAAUGAAGACAGAAAAAAAUAAUCGAUGAACCCCAAGGACCACCACGGGGC
Messenger RNA from Amoebophrya sp. A120, 5413 nucleotides. The record is from the annotation of a GenBank genome assembly. Lineage: Eukaryota; Dinophyceae; Syndiniales; Amoebophryaceae.